Molecule: messenger RNA, 4507 nt
Organism: Corticium candelabrum
Lineage: Eukaryota; Metazoa; Porifera; Homoscleromorpha; Homosclerophorida; Plakinidae
Exons: 26
Coding region: 207-4241 (1344 amino acids)
Biological process (GO): cell surface receptor protein tyrosine kinase signaling pathway; multicellular organism development; protein phosphorylation
Cellular component (GO): signaling receptor complex; plasma membrane
Molecular function (GO): protein binding; ATP binding; transmembrane receptor protein tyrosine kinase activity
Source: RefSeq, a predicted model, not a curated record
GCUCCCAGUGGCAUGCUAUUUACUGUAAGGUUGCUUAGUAUGACGCAGCGGCGGAAAGGGGUAUUUCUAGACAUCUAGAUCUGCGCGUGUACAUCGACCAAAUGAAAGUAGUCGUUGAACGCACGUGUUCAUUGCUAUUGAUAUCAAUCUAUUUCAAUUGAGUAGUUGUUCUUGGUGCUUUUCAUGUCUUUGUACUGUACCAUGCAAUGUUACUGAUCUCUGCGCUAACGUUAAUUGCCUCUGCUGGUGCUUCUGGGUUCAAGGGCACGUGUCAAGUACGAAACUUUAGUUCCAAUGCGAAUCCUUGCAAAGAAUUUUCAGAUGUGAAUGCACCCAUAUUCCUUCCUGACACAACACUAUUGCUAUCAGUAGCAAUUCAAGUCCAAGUUGUUCUUUCUGUUAUUGACUCUUUUGGAGAAAAUCAAUGCAAUGAUGUUUUCAAGCAAUUCCUUUGUGUCUUUGCAUUUCCACCAUGUAACCUCACAACAGGACAACCUCACCCAGUUUGCGAGAAACUUUGUGAUCGCAUUGUGAAUGGCCCCGAGUGUUGCCGUGACUUUCAAGUUGCUAAAGAUGCAUAUGAAAGCAUGACUGUUGCAUCUUUUCCAGUGUUUGGCAGUCAACUUCCGGAAUGCUACACCCUGCCUUACUCACAAAACAACAAAGAAACAUGUACAUCUGGUUAUAUAGAUGUUACUGUGCUUGAUCAAAAUCAAACCGUUCAAAAUCAAUGUGAUCAAAAUCAAACUGCUCAAAAUCAAUCUGAGCAAAAUCAAGCUUCUUCAGAAAACAAGCAGCUGUGGUUACUUGUGGGAAUUCCUGUAGCAGGAACAGCUGUGCUGAUUCUAUUCGUUAUAUUAGUUGUGUGUGUUUGUCUGCAUGUCAGACACGAGAAGAACAGGAAUUGGGUAUUUAGUGCAUUAUCAAGUAACAUCAGAAAUAGAGUGGAAAGCCAGGGGCAGCACGCAACUAACCAAUACCAUGUUGAUGAAAGCACAGAAGUUGUAUCAGUUACAUUCGCAAGUAAAUGGAGCAGCAGCAAUCGCUGUGCAGCCCUGAACCCACUAGUCAAAAUGAAAUCAGAUAGGUAUCUCGUUAUGCCCAAACCCAUUGAGAACAUUGCUGUUGUUUUGGAGGGAGAAGACAAAGAACGCAUUGUCUCUAUACAUGAACAACUUGAAGAACUCGCUGAAAAUUUGGGCGAUUUGCUUGUAGACUUCAAUCAAGUUAUUUUGCAUGAAGUGCUAGGACAAGGGGCAUUUGGUUUGGUGCAAAGAGGAUCUUUGGCAAAGGAUGGCCAAUUGAUUCAAGUUGCUAUAAAAUCGCUCAAAGACACAUCGAAUAUGACUGAUGUGUUGGAGUUUGUUCGUGAAUCUUCUAUGAUGGCUAGUUUUCAUCAUCCCAACAUCCUUGGUGUUUCUGGUGUCUGUCUUGACAUGUCAAAUGGUCGAUCCCCUCUUAUUCUUGUGCCAUUUAUGGUCAAUGGAGAUUUGAAGACUUUCUUACAAAAAUCGAGGAUUGGAACAAAAGAGGAUGAAGAUAAAACCGAUAUUUCUGGUAUUCAGCUUUUGAGUUUCUGCAUUCAGAUUGCACAAGGAAUGGAAUAUUUAUCCAAUCUACCGAUUGUACACAGAGAUCUUGCUGCUAGAAAUUGCAUGUUGGAUGAAAGGAUGGUAGUAAAGGUGGGUGACUUUGGUCUCUCCAGAGACAUCUACUCGAAUAAUUACUAUCGAAUGGGGAGUAAAGGCAAAGUACCUGUCAAGUGGAUGGCACCAGAGAGUCUAACAGACAAUAUCUACACCGUCUACACUGAUGUGUGGUCGUUUGGUGUGACCAUGUGGGAAAUUUACAGUCACGGUAAAGUGCCGUAUCCAGGCAUCCCAAACUAUGAGGUUUUGGAAUAUAUUGAGAACGGACAUCGUCUGAGCAAACCGAAAUUAUGUUCAACAGAAGUAUUUGCUGUUGCUCUGAAAUGCUGGGAGUGGAAUGCUAAUGACAGACCUUCUUUUCAUGAAUUGAACGAAGAAUUGAGUUGCAUUGCUGGAGAUCAAGCAGGCUAUCUCAGGCCCAUAGACUGGAGGGGUUCAGGGAGUUCGGACAAACCGCCUGCUUACGUGCGCUACAGCAGAAGUUCUCUGUCUCUAGCCGCAAGUGUUGUUCUUAACGCGUUUCUUGUCUUUGUACUGUACUAUGCAAUGCUACUGAUCUCUGCGUUAACGUUAAUUGCCUCUGCUGGUGCUUCUGGGUUCAAGGGCACGUGUCAAGUACGAACCUUUAGUCCCAAUGCGAAUCCUUGCAAAGAACUUUCAGAUGUGAAUGCACCCAUAUUCCUUCCUGACACAACACCAUUGCUAUCGGUAACGGCUCAAGUUCAAAUUGUUCUUUCUGUUAUUGACUCUUAUGGAGAAAAUCAAUGCAGUGUAUUUUUCAAGCAAUUUCUUUGUCUCUUCGCAUUUCCACCAUGUAACCUCACAACAGGACAACCUCACCCAGUUUGCGAGAAACUUUGUGAUCGCAUCUUGAAUGGCUCCGAGUGUCGUUAUGUCUUUCAACUUGCUAAAGAUGCAUAUGAAAAAAGCACGACUGUUGCAUCUUUUCCAGUGUUUGGCAGUCAACUUCCGGAAUGCGACACCCUGCCUUACUCACAAAACAACAAAGAAACAUGUACAUCUGGUUAUAUAGAUGUUACUGUGCUUGAUCAAAAUCAAACCGUUCAAAAUCAAUCUGAUCAAAAUCAAACUGUUCAAAAUCAAUUUGAGCAAAAUCAAUCUGAUCAAAAUCAAACCCAUCAAAAUCAAUCUGAUCAAAAUCAAACCGUUCAAAAUAAAUCUCAUCAAAAUCAAACUGUUCAACAUCAAUUUGAGCAAAAUCAAACUUCUUCAGCAAACAAGCAGCUGUGGUUACUUGUGGGAAUUCCUGUAGCAGGAACAGCUGUGCUGAUUCUAUUCGUUCUAUUAAUUGUGUGUAUUUGUCUGCAUGUCAGACACAAGAAGAACAGUGCAUUAUCAAGUAACAUCAGAAAUAGAGUGGAAAGCCAGGGGCAGCACACAACUAACCAAUUCCCUGUUGCUGAAAGCACAGAAAUGGUAUCAAUUACAGUCGCAAAUAAAGGGAGCAACAACAAUCGUUGUGCAGCUCUGACCCCACCAGUCAAAAAGAAAUCAGAUAGGUAUCUUGUUAUGCCCAAAAGCAUUGAGAACAUUGUUACUGUUUUGGAGGGAGAAGACAAAGAACGUAUUGUUUCUAUAAUACAUGAACUUGAAGAACUCGCUGAAGACUUGGGCGAUUUGCUUGUAGACUUCCAUGAAGCUAUUUUGCAUGAAGUGCUAGGACAAGGGGCAUUUGGUUUGGUGCAAAGAGGAUCUUUGGCAAAGGAUGGCCAAUUGAUUCCAGUUGCUAUAAAAUCACUCAAAGACACAUCGAAUAUGACUGAUGUAUUGGAGUUUGUUCGUGAAUCUUGUAUGAUGGCUAGUUUUCAUCAUCCCAAUAUUCUUGGUGUUUCUGGUGUCUGUCUUGACAUGUCAAAUGGUCGAUCCCCUCUUAUUCUUGUGCCAUUUAUGGUCAAUGGAGAUUUGAAGACUUUCUUACAAAAAUCGAGGAUUGGAACAAAAGAGGAUGAAGAUAAAACCGAUAUUUCUGGUAUUCAGCUUUUGAGUUUUUGCAUCCAGAUUGCACAAGGAAUGGAAUAUUUAUCCAAUCUACUGAUUGUACACAGAGAUCUUGCUGCUAGAAAUUGCAUGUUGGAUGAAAGGAUGGUAGUAAAGGUGGGUGACUUUGGUCUCUCCAGAGACAUUUAUUCACAUAAUUACUAUCGAAUGGGGAGUAAAGGCAGAGUACCAGUCAAGUGGAUGGCACCAGAGAGUCUGACAGACAAUAUCUACACCGUCUACACUGAUGUGUGGUCGUUUGGUGUGACCAUGUGGGAAAUUUACAGUCACAGUAAAGUGCCGUAUCCAGGCAUCCCAAACUAUGAGGUUUUGGAAUAUAUUGAGAACGGACAUCGUCUGAGCAAACCAAAACUAUGUCCGACAGAAGUAUUUGCUUUUGCUCUGAAAUGCUGGGAGUGGAAUGCUAAUGACAGACCUUCUUUUCAUGAAUUGAACGAAGAAUUGAGUUGCAUUGCUGAAGAUCAAGCAGGCUAUCUCAAGACCCUAGACUGGAGGGGUUCAGGGGGUUCAGACAGCUAUCUCAGGCCCAUUGACUGGAGGGGUUCAGUGUGUUCAGACGAAUCGGCUGCUUAGCUGUAAAGUCCAUACACUUUUGAUUCAAAUCUGCUUAGUUAUUCUAUCUUGGGCUCCUUUACAUCUACUGUGAUGUAGAAAUGGAUUUAUACAAAUUAGAUAGUGGACUGCCUUGCUCAUCGUCAAAUUCAUUCUUGCAGACUGUAGGUAGCUAGCUAGAGCUAGAAUUGAUCUCCUGCACUAAGUUUAGUUUUUGUUUUGACUAUAUCAAAUUUCUUGAUCAAUAUUUUUGAAACAUGUAUACGUUAAAAAUAAAAAAAUCACGU